UCUAGGCGGGCUGGGUUUUCGGGCGAGGGGAUUGCGCUGCAUUUUGUUAGGAGAUCUGUGGCGAAGCCGCGAUGUUGCCGUCACGGACUCGGGUCCGCGGAAUUCUGCGGUCGCGGUCGUGUGCGAGAGGUGUGAGGGGUGCUGUUUUUGUGCCGUGAUGCGGAAUUCUGCUGUUAGCGGCACGUUCUCUGGGGAGAAAUGGUAGAUUUUGGCGUGAUCGAUGGUUUUGGCCAGAGGAUUAUCUACUAAUGGGCUCUGAUGCUUGCCAUGGUGUCGGUGAGUUAGGUUUAUGCGUCUGGAGAUGUGCGUAUGGUCUGGGAUUCCACCUGCAAGGCUACCCACGUGAGAAUCUGGGGUGGGGGGGGGGUGUGGAGUCUUAGAAGCUGACAGUGAGCCAGCAUGCUUGGAUUCCACCUGACUAUGGGAAUGCCGGUUUGCGCCAUUACGCUACGUCAUGGGAAUUUAAUUUGUAUUUGCAGCACAUGUGCCAUCUACGCGACAAAACCAGCCAAUAGAGUUCUGCAUGAGAUCUUAAAUUAGGAAUGCGGAAUAGCGCUAAAGUAGUACAAAUCUGACCUUUUAGGUUGUACUUGUACAUGAAUCGUAACGGUCGUCUGUGUCUUUUCUUAACACAUAAAUGUAGGACGCCACGUUCCCGCGCAUUUCGAAUAAAAACAAAAGUGUAAACCUGUCUCCCACUCCUCUAGCAUCAUUAUCGACAAUAUGCCCUCCCUUGAUUGUUUUUUUGGUUGUGAAUUGUUAACACUGGUACCUUCUGAAACAUGUAAUGAAUUUGAUAUCUAUUUCUCUGCUCAUUUGCUUACCAUAAACCAAAUGCAGCUCACCAUAUUGAACGAGGAUGUUAGAUUUAACAACCAACUUUCUAGUCAUCUCUAGACAUAUGAACUGUCACGUAAACUUCCAUAUUUUGCAGGGGCACUAAUUGUAUCAACAAUUGAAAAGUAGUAGCAUCAAAAGGUUAUUUCACGUUUUCUUUCCAUUUUAGUGAAAACAGUUCAGUUAAUGUCUUGUUUUUGUUAUCUCUUUUGAGAGGUAAAAGUAGGAUGCACACGACUUGCACACACCCAACCCAUGCCACAACACGCACAUGCUCGCAUACACACCUGUAACAUAUCUCUGGUGCUCUGGUAUGCACAGUCCUACUACAAAUACAUUUGUAUUUGUACCUACAUCCUACCAAUUUAAUUCAAGUAGAAAGGCAAACACCAGCGUCGAACCUAGGGUUUGAGCGCUUGUGGGAAUCCUGCACCACCUGAGCUAGUGCUUGAUCUCCAGUUAAUGUGCUGUGUCGUAGCAAGAUAACAAGUGUAACAUGCAUUAUGAUAACAUAUGCAAAACCUCCAGCAUUUUCAGAAUCUAAACCAAUGAUCUGAUGUUUUAUCUUUUCCACUUUAUAUACUCUUGUUUUAGAAACAUAAACUGCCAAUGACCAAUGCCUAUGUAGGUCCCAAGUACAAUGGCCUGAGCCUGCUUUAAGUAAUAUUUUGGAAGUACAUAUACUGUUACUCUUAACAUGAUGCUAGCCAUAUGAUGGCUACGGCACUGCCUAGUCCAGCUCCACAUCCAUCAGGUUCCCCUGAUACAAGAAUUUUAGGGCCCCGAAUUUCUCCAGCAUUUUCUCCAAGGGCAAUGUCUCCAGAAUCCACUGGCGGUCCGGUGCACCCUCCUUCACACAAGCACCACAGAAGACCAUAUCAUCCUCAUUCGCCAUCCCCAUCUCCCCUUCCACAAGGUUGUACUGAUAACUGCUCUGAUCCAAUGACUACAACACCGAUUGGCUCCCCCUGUGGUUGUGUGCUGCCUAUUUGUGUUAUUGUUGAUCUGGAUGUAGCUCCAUAUUUGCUAUUCAUGCGCAUAGCAGAACUAGAAGUUGAAGUUGCAGCUGGGACGUUUCUUAAACAAAGCCAGGUGAAGAUCAUGGCUGCAAUUCCAAGUAUCCAGGAUGACCAGAAGACCAGGGUUACCAUUUAUUUGGUGCCACUAAGAGAACAGUUUGAUGGCUAUACUGCCUCCCUGAUAUCUGAUAGGUUCUGGAAUAAUAAGAUUCAGAUCAAUUCAUCUAUUUUUGGAGAUUAUGAAGUUAUAAAUGUUACCUAUCCAGGCUUGCGAUCUCCGCCACCAUCUCUGCCUGAGACAUCUCAUGGAUCUGAUCCAACAGGAACCGGAGAAGAUCCAAUAACCGCUGAUGUGCACCAUGGGAAGAACAAGAAAUUAGAUUCAUGGAUCAUUGUGGUAGUUGCAGGGUCUUCUAUCACACUUAUAGCAGCAUGCAUUGGGCUUGGGGUUUUACUAUUAAAAUGGUAUAAACUUAGACAGCUUCAGGAGGCUGUGAGCCCUGCAACUACCCCAGCAGUUAAUAGAAGAUAUGGUGGCAGAUCAACUUUGUCUGUUAGCAGGGUGAGCUCUGCAUCGGCGUCAAUGCUCUCAACAGUGGCAACUUGCACAACAUCAGUAAAGACAUUUUCACUUUCCCAGCUUGAAAAGGCCACUGAUGGUUUUGAUUCAAAAAGAGUGUUGGGUCAAGGUGGGUUUGGACGCGUCUACCAUGGGACCAUGGAUGGUGGAGACGAGAUUGCUGUUAAAUUGCUCACAAGAGAAGACAGGAGUGGUGAUCGAGAGUUCAUUGCGGAGGUUGAAAUGCUCAGUCGACUACAUCACCGUAAUCUUGUCAAAUUGAUUGGCAUUUGCAUUGAGCACAACAAAAGGUGUCUUGUUUAUGAGCUUAUACGCAAUGGAAGUGUUGAAUCUCACCUUCAUGGUGCUGAUAAGGCUAAGGGCAUGCUGAACUGGGAUGUUAGGAUGAAAAUUGCUCUGGGUGCAGCUAGAGGCUUAGCAUAUCUACAUGAAGACUCAAACCCUCAUGUUAUACAUCGUGACUUCAAGGGCAGCAAUAUAUUGUUGGAGGAAGAUUUCACUCCUAAGGUUACUGAUUUUGGUUUAGCAAGGGAGGCAACUAAUGGAAUUCAACCCAUUUCUACUAGGGUAAUGGGUACUUUUGGGUACGUUGCUCCAGAAUAUGCCAUGACCGGGCAUCUUCUUGUGAAGAGUGAUGUCUACAGUUACGGUGUUGUCUUGCUGGAGCUUUUAUCAGGAAGGAAGCCCGUAUGCAUGUCUGAUACCAAUGGUCCUCAGAACCUUGUGACUUGGGCUCGUCCUCUGCUAUGCCAUAAGGAGGGUUUGGAGAGGUUGAUCGACCCUUCUCUGAAUGGCAAUUUCAACUUUGAUGAUGUAGCUAAAGUAGCAUCCAUCGCUUCCAUGUGUGUUCACAAUGAUCCGUCACAGAGGCCAUUCAUGGGUGAAGUAGUGCAGGCACUGAAGCUUAUUUACAAUGAUGCGGAGGCGGCUUGCGAUGAUUCUUACAGCCACAGGGACUCAUCGUGUGACCAGUACGAUGACUACCAUGGGGCCCUGGCCCUUGACAGCGGUAGUGGUAGCUGGUGGAAUAGAAGCUCAAAUCCUUCUGGGUUUUUUGACAACCGGAACCCCCUACCAGUUAUUACCAUGGAAUACAGCUCUGGCAGGAUCGAAGGAGCGCGUGACCCCCGCUUUGCAUUGUCAACAGGUGGUCAUGCACAAUCACCAGCCCUGCAGAAUAGAUCAGGACCCAUCCGGAUGAAGAAAAAGCUUGCCUCAUUUUACCGGUCUAGAGGUAGCUUCAGCGAGCAUGGCCAGCUGCCUCGCCAUUGAUUAAUAAUCUAGUGUUAGACUGUUAGCUUCAGUUGACUUGGGAUUGAGGCUGUGGGGGGAUUUCUUUUACCUCUCGUUGAUUCUUGCCUCCGGUUAGUGUACAGUUUUCCCGACAAUCCUGGUGACCGCCAGUAUAGAUGAUGUUUUCAUUUGCCUUAAUUUCUGCCUCCCCAAAGAAGCAAAUGAGGAUAUGGGGUUGGCAGGUGCUCUCUAAUUUUGCGAUUUGCGGUUCAUUCCUCAUGCAUCUCUGAUUUGUGUAAUCUGGGUAGGAAAAUUUCUUGCCAGAAUUCUGGGCAUCAUGUUGUAAUGGGUUGUUAAAGAAUUCGAUUAUUCGACCCUCCCCUCGUUGCCGAGGCUGUACAUGUCAGGUGUUACCGUGUUAGCAUUCCUUCCGAGUAAUUGCUUGCGUAUUGGAGAUUC
Oryza sativa Japonica Group (Japanese rice) is the source of this 4128-nucleotide messenger RNA. Lineage: Eukaryota; Viridiplantae; Streptophyta; Magnoliopsida; Poales; Poaceae. The record is from RefSeq and is a predicted model, not a curated record.